Messenger RNA from Knipowitschia caucasica, 2412 nucleotides. The record is from the annotation of a GenBank genome assembly. Lineage: Eukaryota; Metazoa; Chordata; Actinopteri; Gobiiformes; Gobiidae.
AUGAAUCCAGAGGAGCAGGCUGUUACAUGGCUCAUAUCUCUCGGAGUCCUGAGCUCCCCGAAAAAGAGCAUCGCGGACCCCGAGGACUUUCUCAAAACCUCGCUCAAGGAUGGCGUUGUUUUGUGCAGACUCGCGGAGCGCCUUGUGCCUGGCUUCACACCCAAGCGCGGAAGAAGGGAGGGGUUUGGUGCUGGGGAAAAAAAACCCAGCGCGCUCUGCAGAAAUGGCUAUGGGGCAAUUCGCGUUAGUUGCGUGUCCUAUUGUCAAGAUCCAAGAAGUGAAGCAGAGUGCCUGGGCAACAUUCGUGAGUUUUUAAAGGGAUGCGUGUCCUUAAAAGUGGAGGGCUUUGAGCCAGAGUGGUUGUACUCUGGUGAGAACUUUAGCAAGGUGCUGACGACAUUAUUAGCAGUCAACUUUGCCACCCAGGACAGUGGUGCGGAGCGGUCAUGUCCUCAGUCUGGAGUGCCUUCUCCUAGUCACUCCUUGUCACACACACUUUCCAACGUCAAAUCUAAAGGCUCUCUGCGCAGACAAUCCAAAUCCACUGAGAUGGGGGACAACGGGGGCAGCGGCGGACAGAUGAUGGUCAAAGCUCGUUUCAACUUCAAGCAAAACAACGAAGACGAGUUAUCUUUCAACAAAGGCGACGCCAUCCUCGUGACGCGGCAGGAGGAGGGAGGUUGGUGGGAGGGCAUGCUGAGCGGGAGAACGGGCUGGUUCCCAAGUAACUAUGUCCGAGAAAUCAAAACAUGUGCAGAGAAGCCCGUGUCUCCUAAAGGAACUCAGCUCACCAAGAAUUACUUCAGCGUGGUGGUGCAAGACAUUUUGGAACACGAACGUGAAUUUGUCAAAGAUUUGCAAGUUGUUUUGGGAUCCUACCUCCGGCCACUUCAAGCCAGUGACAAAUUGACCCCAGCGGACAGCACGACGCUUUGUGGAAAUCUGGAAGAAAUCCUCACCUUUCAGCAGGGCCUCUGUGCAUCGUUGGAAGACUGCACCAAAGUCCCAGAGUGUCAGCAGCGAGUGGCGGGCUGCUAUGUCUCUCUGAUGAAUCAAAUAAGGGCAUUAUACUUAUCUUACUGCUCGAGUCAUCCUUCUGCGGUCUGCAUUCUUACUGACCACAGCGACGAGCUCGACAAGUUUAUGGAAAGUCAAGGCGCUAAUGCCCCUGGGAUCCUGACGCUGACCACGAGUCUCAGUAAACCGUUCAUUCGGCUGGACAAAUAUCCAACACUUUUACAGGAGUUGGAAAGACACGUGGAGGAGGCCCAUCUUGACUACCCCGACAUUAUAAAGGCAACAGCUGCAUUUAAAGACCUUGUUAUGCAGUGUCAGAAUGUGCGUAAACGUAAGAACCUGGAGCUGCAGAUCUUGUCAGAGCCGGUGCGGAGCUGGGAGGGGGACUGUAUCAAGAGCAUGGGGCAGGUGGCGUACAUGUCCCAGGUGUACAUUAAGAACGGCUCCAGUGAGGAAAAAGAAGAGCGCUACUUAAUGCUUUUCCCAAACAUGCUAGUAAUGCUGUCUGCCAGCCCACGGAUGAGUGGCUUCAUUUAUCAGGGACGACUGCCUCUAACUGGCACCACUGUGACGAGACAUACAGAGGAAACGGACAUUGUGCAGUUUGCGUUUGACAUUUCAGGAAGUAUGAUUGAACGGAUCAGUGUGUUCUGCAGCAGUGCUCUGGAGCUGCAGGAGUGGUUGGAGCAUCUCCAGCCCUUUACUAAAGGAGGCAGCCCUGUGGGCACCAUCACCAAGACUGUGGAGGCAAAGUCUUUGAGCAUGGUGGGCAACCCAACUCACUUCUCUCACCUCAGCCUCAGUGUGACACGUGGCCCUUUGGAGCCACCUAAGACCAACAAACCCUGGUCCUUGAGCUGCCUGCGGCCUGCUCCGCCCCUCAAGCCGUCCGCCGCACUGGGCUAUAAAGAGAGGAUGUCUUAUAUCAUGAAGGAGUCCAGCAGAAGCCCAAGACCCAUGAAAAAGUUUCUUCCUGGAAACAGGAAAAAAGAGCGCAAACCUUCAGAUGAUGACGUUCAUACAAGAAAAAGCACUGUUGCUCUUGAGGAAGAUGCUCAGAUCCUACGAGUGAUCGAGGCCUACUGCACACAGGCCAGCCUGCACCAAACCACCACUGCUGUGCGGAAAGAGUGUGUCCCUCAAGUGCUUCUGCCUGAAGAAGAGAAAAUCAUAGUAGAAGAAAUGAGGAGUAAUGGGCAGACGGUGAUUGAGGAAAAGAGCUUGGUGGAUGCAGUUUACGCUUUAAAAGACGAGAUGCACGAGCUUAAAAAGGAGAACCGCUGGAUGAAACAGUUCCUGGAGGAGGAGCAGAAGUCUCGAAAGGACCUGGAGAGAGUGGUGCGCAAACUGGCCAAGCAGAAGAACGAGUGUUCGUGGGAGGACGGGGGUCACUGA